CAGAGUUUGCCUUAAUCUGUUUCAUGAUAGGUUUGAGGAGGUUCGUAUAUAAUGUGCUGAAAGUAUCUGCUAACAGUUUUUAUUGAUAUCUGUGUAGUUUAAAAAUGUUCCUGAUAUUAUGUUUGUAUGGCCUUUUGGUAACUUGUAAUGCAGUCAGUGAUCGCUUUCCCGACGAUUUUGAAUUUGGAGUAAGUACGUCCGCCUAUCAAAUUGAAGGUGCAAGGGAUGAAGGCGGUAAUGGCAGAAAUGUAUGGGAUGAUAUAACCAGGAUACCAGGGGUUAUCGCGGAUAAUUCUACGGGAGAUAUCGCUUGUGACUCUUACCAUAAAUGGCAGAGGGACAUUCAGCUUAUCCGUGAAUUACGUGUGUCAACUUACAGAUUCUCAAUCUCCUGGUCGCGCGUCUUACCCAACGGCACAACAGAUUAUAUCAACGAAGAAGGGUUGGCAUUUUAUGAAAACUUCCUGAAUGUAUUACUGGAAGAAGGCAUUGAACCCUUGGUGACGUUGUAUCAUUUUGAUUUGCCAACAGCGCUAAAAAUUCAAGGCGGCUGGACGAAUUCCUCAAUCGUCGACCGUUUUGGCGAUUACGCGGACUUCAUUUUCUCACGUUUUGGAGACCGCGUCAAAUCCUGGCUGACGAUCAAUGAGCCAGAAGUGGUCUGUGAUCAGAUUGCUCUAUUCCCUCCUGUAUAUGGCGAUGAGAAUGCUGUACCCCUCUCCUGUACUAAGAAUAUAUUGCUGGCACACGCGAACGCGUACAGAAUUUAUACUGCCAAGUACAAGCGUGUACAGGAUGGCACAGUCAAUAUAGCAUACAAUUACAUAUGGGCAGAACCAGAGGAAGAUGACGAGGAGAAUAGAAUUGUGGAUAUAAUGCUGCAGUUAUUUAAUGACAGAUUCACACAUCCAAUUUACGCUAAGAGUGGUGGGUGGCCAGAAGGUCUAGAGGAAUAUAUUGCAGAGUAUAGCAAGGAAAUUGGAUAUAAUACGUCAUUGUUGCCGCCUUUUACUGAAAGCGAGAAGAAGUUUAUUCAAGGCACAUACGAUUACGCCGCUUUUAACUAUUACUAUGCAGUGAAAGUGACAAAAAAGAACAAUAACAUACCGUGGAAUCCACGAGCACCGAUAUCCUUACAAGAUGGAUACACUGUAGAUUCUUAUGAAUCUCCUGUAGGAUUACGAAAGCUCAUAAAUUGGCUGAACGAGCGCUUCGGAGUCGAAGAUAUACUAAUCACAGAAAAUGGGUAUCGCGGUGAAGAUGCAAAACUUCUUGAUUAUGAGAGAGUAAAUUACCUUAAAGAGCAUUUAGAACAGAUUUUGUUAUCUAUAUAUGAAGACGGUUUAAAUGUUUUCGGUUACAUGGUCUGGAGUUUAAUGGAUAAUUUUGAAUGGGUUUCAGGAUAUAGUGUACAUUACGGUCUCUACAGCAUAGACUUCGACGAUUCCGAACGCCCGGCGACCCCGCGGCUCUCAGCUGAUUACUAUACUUGUAUCAACUUUAAUCGUGCCCUACCAGUGUGUGAUAGUUACCUUCAGCCUUAGAAUAACGCCUAGAUUAAGAGCCAGCGCGCACGAGCAACUC
Molecule: messenger RNA, 1584 nt
Organism: Colias croceus (clouded yellow)
Lineage: Eukaryota; Metazoa; Arthropoda; Insecta; Lepidoptera; Pieridae
Product: myrosinase 1-like
Exons: 11
Coding region: 105-1544 (479 amino acids)
Biological process (GO): carbohydrate metabolic process
Molecular function (GO): beta-glucosidase activity
Source: RefSeq, a predicted model, not a curated record